Messenger RNA from Neurospora tetraspora, 1869 nucleotides. RefSeq lists its product as uncharacterized. The transcript has 2 exons. The record is from RefSeq and is a predicted model, not a curated record. Bases 1 to 1869 code for a protein of 622 amino acids. Lineage: Eukaryota; Fungi; Ascomycota; Sordariomycetes; Sordariales; Sordariaceae.
AUGGUCGCGCAAUACGGGUCCGGGCCCGGCGCUGCUGCUGCCGGCCUUGGUGUUGGUUCACUUGGGGUUGGCGGCGGCGACCGGGAUGUGUCGACACUGGCGUUACGGGGACCAUCCUCGGUCGUGGGCGGCGCUGGUGGCACCGGCGUGCGGGCAACACACCGGGACAGCUACAGCCACCACGGUCAUGGCCAUGGUCACCACGGCAGUAACAACAACAACAACUUUAGCUCGUCAACCUCGUACGUCUCGUCACGAACCCGAAGAUAUAACCGCUCCCACGCCGGCGGCGCAUCGUUCGUCCCGCAAAACGAAUUCCCCAUCUUCAGCCACAGCGGCGAUGUCGAGAUCGUCGUGCGCGUCCCCUGCGGACUCGAGAACCGGUACCUACUGCAUCGACAUAUUUUGACGAGGUGUUCGGGUUUCUUCGAGGCCAGCACCAGCCAGGAAUGGUCGCGCGCCCAGACGGUUUCAGGAGGAGGAGUACCAGAGUUGCCCGCGCCGGGCAGCGCAUCGAAGGCACUGGGUGGGAACGGGAAUGUGGCAGAAACAGGAACAGUAGCCAGGACGACGCAGGACUCAACCCCCAAAAAGCGAUGGCGAUACGAACUCGACACCGGCACCGACGACAACGACAUCCCCAUGCUCGUGCAAAAGGAAGAGUCCUCCCCACCACCAAUACCUACACCCGCUGGUCCACCACCAACCCAAUCCUCCAUCUUCGGCAACGGCUCAGGGUCAGGGCCCUCAGGAAGCCGACACCGCAGCAACAGCCAAAAAUCCACCCACCAAUCCAACUCCUUCUUCCGCUCCGUCGCCAACCUCAGCCUCUCGCACUCCUCCCAGCGCCAUCACCACAACAACCCUCCCCCGGCAAGGGAAGAACCCUCCCAAGCAGACCUCGACCUCCUCCGCGACUACGACAACCUCUUCCGCAUCAUGUACAACUACCCGCCCACGCUCGACCCCAUUUCUUUGCCCGACGCCUACGUGCAGUGCAAGUCUCUGCUGCAGCUAGCAGACCAGUACGAUGCGCUAGCGGUCGUCGGGCCGCGGGUCGAUCACCACUUGCUGCAGUUCCAGUCGCGGUUGUGGCGGCAGAUAGCUAAAUACCCCAUCUCCUAUCUCCGGCUGGGCUAUCUGGCAAGGAGCAAGGUCAUCUUCCAGGAGGCGCUGAUUCACGUUGUGGGCCAGUGGCCCGCGGGCGAGAGGAGUAUAAGAGCAGCGAUGCCCGAGUCGGUGGUGGAUAUCAUUGAGGAUAAAGUCGAUGAGCUCGAAGAGGUCGUCUCGCGGGUGGAAGCACGACUGUUCCGCUUGGGCGUAACGGGUAGAGCAGGGGAGAGGGUAGGACCGGGCAAUGGUUACGUCGAUUGGCUAGCUGUGUCCUUUUUCAGGGAGUGGUUGGCCGAGAAUACCUCCCCGCCGCCUUCGGCCGAGUAUACCUCCACCAAACACCCACCAGCCAUCCCCGAACGAACCCGCGGCGGACAUCGUAGCGGCGGCAACGGCCCGCCGGGAAGUAGGGCCCGCCACAACAGCUCCAGCUCCGGCUCCGCCUCAGGCUCCAACUCCAACUCCAACUCCGCCCGCGGCGACCCAUACGCAGCAGCACCCAACGCUACACCAAGUCACCUCUCAACAACCCCGCUCGCCACUUUAGGCCGCACUUUUCGUCUGUUGGGCGGUUCGCCGAAGGAAUACCUCACCCACGACGACUGCAAGCGCUUUUUGAAACUAUCACCCGAGUUAUACAACCGCGACAACCUAAGGCGGUUUGAGAAGAGGAUUGAGGAGCUCAAGGCGAUGGCGAGGGAGGUGCACGCGAAAUAUUUGAAUGCGAACGGAUACCCAACAAGCAUCAUAUCUUAA